ACUUAUCCAUUCAGAUAAACCCACAGCUCAUUCGGAACAUAAGCACAGAAGCAAGAAAUCAAAGUUAGGAAGAUAUGGCUUCUGCAACUUGGAGCAUGUCUUGCUUGAAAUCGGCUCUCCCUACAGUUCAACCAAUUUCAAACUCAUCACUUAGAUUCUCUUCUGGGUCUUCUCCAUCUCGUCUCAGGAUUUGCAAACCCAAGUCUAGUUCAACAAUUAUUCAGUCCUUCGUGGGUCUUGCUCCCCUGCAUCCACUUUUGUCCCUUUCUUCUCAAGACUCAAAAAGUUUUGAGGACUCAUUCACCAUUAUUGAUAGUGGUGGCCGAGUUUUUGCCAUGAGACAUGGAAGGAAGGUGCCCAAACUGAAUAGACCUCCUGAUCAGCGCCGGGCACUUCUGAGAGGUCUCACAACUCAGCUCCUCAAGCAUGGGCGUAUAAAGACCACUAAAGCGAGGGCCAGGGCGGUGAGAAAAUAUGUAGACAAAAUGGUCACAAUGGCGAAGGAUGGCUCUCUUCAUAAGAGAAGGCAAGCUCUUGGGUUCAUCUAUGAGAAGCAGAUAGUGCAUGCAUUGUUUGCUGAAGUUCCCGAAAGAUAUGGAGAGAGGAAUGGAGGAUACACUAGAAUAAUAAGAACUCUACCAAGGCGAGGGGACAAUGCACCGAUGGCAUAUAUCGAGCUUGUUUAGCAACUGAAUAUUCAUUUUCCAGGUUCUUUUUUGUUAGUUCUGAAUUCUGAUGUGAUCUAAGAGAUUUUUUUGGUUCACCAAUUAUUCCAUCCCAAAUUCCUGUAUGUGGUUCAAUUUUAAUUUGCAAUACUACUCUGUUUAUUUGGUUGGUCA
Molecule: messenger RNA, 839 nt
Organism: Solanum pennellii
Lineage: Eukaryota; Viridiplantae; Streptophyta; Magnoliopsida; Solanales; Solanaceae
Product: 50S ribosomal protein L17, chloroplastic-like
Exons: 2
Coding region: 75-686 (203 amino acids)
Biological process (GO): translation
Cellular component (GO): cytosolic large ribosomal subunit; ribosome
Molecular function (GO): structural constituent of ribosome
Source: RefSeq, a predicted model, not a curated record